Molecule: messenger RNA, 1629 nt
Organism: Notodromas monacha
Lineage: Eukaryota; Metazoa; Arthropoda; Ostracoda; Podocopida; Cyprididae
Source: the annotation of a GenBank genome assembly
UUUCUGUGGAUUUCAGGGACAACUUUUCGGCAAAUGGAUCGUUCGUAAAAUUUAUGCUUGAAUAAGUGUAUCCUGUCAAAUGAGCCAGCGUGAUGGUGCUGGUGGAAUUGUUGGGAUCGCUGUCGCGUCACUCCGCGUUUUCGCUUCGGAAAGUGUUGCUUGAAACUCAGACUGCUGCCACUGUUUGUGUUCAGUCCAGACAAAAAUGGGAAACUAGUGCAAUAGACGUCCCGAAUCCUCCUGGAGGUAAAGGGGGAAGAUAUCCUCAAGGAAAACCUGCCCCUAGCAGGCAGUACUGGUAUAAUGUUCAUUUCCCGGAGGACGGAAAAUACACCAUUGAUCCCCUGCCUGUUACCAAGCUUGCUGGUCGUGAUCCUGUGACAGGCCGAGUUGUGGUUGGAACAAGAGGAGGAGGCUUCAAAUUUAAAUUCCGCUGGCUAGACAACAAAUUUCCGCAGCCCGAACCUGGGAAAACUGGCCCUGUGGAAGAAAAGGUGAUCUAUGUGAAGAAAGAUCCAACUCAUACAGGAUUUGUUGCUUUAUUUGCCCGUGGAAACUAUUUGCGUUACAUGGUCGCAACGGAGUUCAUGAAGGCUGGCGAUGUAAUACAAACACACUGGGAUAUCCCGAAAAUUCCAGUGAGGCCAAAAGAUGGUGACGCCCAUCCACUAGGGGCCCUUCCGGUCGGUACGCAAAUUUGCAACAUUGAAGUGUAUCCUGGAUUCGGUGCCUAUUUUUGCCGAGCAGCCGGGACGUCUGCCACUAUCAUAAAAAAAGUUGGAGAUCGAGUUUUCGUCAAGAUGCCUAAUAAGAAAGAAUAUUCUUUCGAUGAACGAGUUAUGGCGUACGUAGGUCGGAUCUCCAAUCCCGGUCACAAGGAUGAGCACAUCGGCAGUCCAAAUCGUUUGAGGUGGCUCGGUUAUAGGCCGAGGUCUGGACUGUGGCAUCGGAAAGACGGGUAUUGCGGGCGGAAAAUCCGACCGCUUCCUCCCGUGAAGGCGUAUAACAAGAAAGAAAAUGAAUCAACCGAUGAAUUGAUCAGAUUCACUGUAAAUCUGAAAGGCCCGCGAGUGCGAAACUACAGAGGUGCUUGGCAGAUAUAGGCGUAAAUCUGUUAUUGAAUCAUUCGAAUAGGUUUCUGAUGUGAAAUGAAUGCUGUCGUAAAUGGAAACGUUUUUUUCUCUUUUCGAGCUUAUACCCCGAGAAAAGUUGUGUCUUCGAAAAUUCGAAGGCGACGCGGAAAAAAAUACUGCGGUCCGGAAUACGUAACAAGGUGAGGGGUGACGUGUGUGUCGCAUUCUCACUGAAUACAGUAUCCUGGUUUCUCUUGAGAUAUACGGUAACUACAAUAAAUUUGUUACGACGUGUUGCUUGUCGCAUUUGGACCUUGAGAAACGGAAAAUUUCAAGUUUUGCUUGUGUGGNAAACUGACUGAAGCGUAGUGUGGUUGUUAGUUGAUGAACGCUCGUGGAUUAUAAUUUUUUCUGGAGAGAGCCAAUCAAUCGAGUACUUAGUUUUUUGUGCGUGUGAGAAACAGACUUUUUUAACUGGCCAACUUGAAGCGCGGAGAAAGUCAACGAAAUGGUUGGCUGUUCACUCUGCGGAAUUAACGCACGAAUGUUGUGAACA